Molecule: messenger RNA, 2202 nt
Organism: Necator americanus (New World hookworm)
Lineage: Eukaryota; Metazoa; Nematoda; Chromadorea; Rhabditida; Ancylostomatidae
Exons: 20
Coding region: 1-2202 (733 amino acids)
Biological process (GO): proteolysis
Cellular component (GO): cytosol
Molecular function (GO): oligopeptidase activity; serine-type endopeptidase activity
Source: RefSeq, a predicted model, not a curated record
AUGCUCUCUUUCUUGAACCUUACCUCUUUUGCAUUAGCAAAACUUCCUCGAAGACCGAAGGUUUCCAUGUCGACCAAAAUAUCUCCGUCCGUUUAUCCAUCUCCUCGUCGUGACGAAACGAUUGUAGAUGAUUUCCAUGGCACCAAGGUUACGGAUCCUUACCGGUGGAUGGAAGACCCAGACGCAGAUGAGACUCGCCAAUUUGUCGACGACCUCAAUACUAUCUCUGCUCCAUUUAUUGCAGGAGCUCCAAGUCGAGAAAAGAUCAGAGAGCGGCUUACGGAACUUUGGGAUUACGAAAAAUACAGUUGCCCAUCGAAACGAGGGGAUUUUUACUACUACAGUUAUAACUCUGGGCUGCAAAAUCAGUAUGUGAUAUAUCAACAGAAGUCUAUAAAGGAGACAGGUGAAGUAUUUCUUGAUCCAAACACUAUGUCGGAAGAUGGGACUACGUCUAUUAGAAUAUCGGCGUGGACAAAGGAUGGUUCGAUUUUCGCUUAUGGUUUGAGUGAGAAGGGCAGCGACUGGGUGACCAUAAAGUUUCGUGGUGCAGACAAGAAAGAUUUGAGGGACGUAAUAACCGGGGUGAAACACUCUUGUAUUUCUUGGCUGAAAGACAACUCUGGAGUCUUUUACUGCAAGUAUCCAGAUCAUAGGUCGGCUACCGAAGGCACAUCUGUGGAAAAGCACAAGUAUCAUUCGCUUUAUUUUCAUCGCAUGGGAACUGACUGCAAGGAAGAUGUGCUUGUUUACGAUCGGAGAGACAAUGCAGAUUAUAUGAUAGGCGGUACCGUGACAGAAGAUGGAAAAUAUCUGAUCAUUGAUGUUUCGCGUGGAUGCGACCCUUAUAACAUGCUGUAUUACUAUGACUUAUCUGCUAUAAAACAUGGCAUUGGGAAGAUCACGCCUACCCCUCUGUUUGACAAACUCGAUGCCAAAUAUGAUUAUGUGGAUCAUGAUGAUGAAACGAUGCUGAUCCAUACAAAUCACAAUGCACCUAUGUUCAAACUUAUCCGCGUUUCGCUUAAAGACAAAUCAGUUAAAGAAUUAGUCCCAGAAAACCCUCGUCACAAGAUGGAUUGGGCUUCCCCAGUUGCCGGAGACCGUCUUGUUAUUUGUUAUAUCGAAGACGUCAAGGAUGCAUUGUACGUUUAUGAUCUCGAUACGGGCUCUCGAUUUUAUCAGUUUCCAUUGAAAAUAGGCUCGUUAUCCGGCUUUUUCGGUAAGAAGUCACUUGAUGAAAUGUUUUUUGGUUUUGAGUCUUUCACAGUUCCGACUAUCAUUUACCGUGUUGACUUUACUUCGGUGAAUAAGAAGAGUGUACCUGAAGUAAAGGAACUAAGGAGGGUUCGCAUAAAAGGAAUGGAUGAGAACCAGUUUUCUAUAGAACAAGUGUUCUUCACAAGCAAAGACGGCACAAAAGUUCCGAUGUACAUCAUAUCGCUCAAAGGUACUCCACGGGAUGGUAAUAAUCCUACUUUACUCAAUGGAUAUGGGGGAUUCAACAUUGCCGACAUGCCAUAUUUCUCUAUAAGUCGCUUGCUUGUGGUAAAACAUUUCAGAGGUAUCAUUGCUUGUGCUAAUCUAAGAGGUGGGAGCGAAUAUGGAGAAAAUUGGCAUAUGGGAGGUAUGCGGGAGAAAAAGCAAAAUGUUUUUAACGACUUCAUUUCCGCAGCUGAAUACCUGAUUGAGAACAAGUACACAUGUAGGGAUAAGUUAGCUAUUCAUGGUGGUUCGAAUGGUGGCCUACUUGUAGCAGCAUGCUCUCAACAACGUCCAGAUCUUUAUGGAGCUGUUCUCAAUCGUGUUGGCGUUAUGGAUAUGUUGCGAUUCCACAGAUUCACCGUUGGCGGAGCAUGGGUACCUGAGUACGGCGACCCCGAUAUCCCGAACGAUUUCGAAUUCAUCUAUAAAUAUUCUCCUCUGCAUAAUAUUCGUUUUCCUGCGGAUGGUCAGUGGCCCGCCACUCUAAUGAUGACAGCAGAUCAUGAUGACCGUGUGGUCCCUAGUCAUACCUUGAAAUAUGCAGCAACGCUGAUGGAGAAAGCCAAACUUCAUUCACUACAAACAAAUCCCAUUCUUGUUCGUGUUGAAGUGAAAGCUGGUCAUGGUGCGGGGAAGCCAACGAAAAAAGUGAUUGCUGAGAUCGUUGACAUGUACAGCUUCCUGCAAAGAGUCCUUAACGUUGAAUGGACAGACUGA